Messenger RNA from Ruditapes philippinarum (Manila clam), 945 nucleotides. Its product is annotated as aminopeptidase N-like. The record is from RefSeq and is a predicted model, not a curated record. Gene Ontology annotation, molecular function: metalloaminopeptidase activity; peptide binding; zinc ion binding. Gene Ontology annotation, biological process: proteolysis; peptide catabolic process. Gene Ontology annotation, cellular component: cytoplasm. Lineage: Eukaryota; Metazoa; Mollusca; Bivalvia; Venerida; Veneridae.
AUACAAGUGGUUUAUUCCUUUUGCAUACACGACCAGCACCGAAAUGAGAUUUAACGUAACAUCCGAUGACGUCAUGAUGAUGUCAAAAGAUCAAGAUUCAGUGGCAAUCAGGGACAGCAAUAUACCAACACCUAAUGGCAAUAAUUGGGUAAUUGGGAACCCCAUGCAGUAUGGAUAUUACCGUGUAAAUUAUGACGACAGAAAUUGGAGAGCUUUGAUAGAGCAACUGAAGUCUGACCAUGGGGUUGUUCACGCUAUAAAUAGAGCACAGAUAAUCAAUGACGCAUGGAGCUUAGCAAGAUCGGGAGACUUGGAUAUGAGUUUAGCUUUAAGAACCACCGAGUACUUGAACAAAGAGAGGGAGUGGAUACCCUGGUCAGCCGCCAGCAGUCAACUCGGUUUUGUUGGGUCAAUGUUAGAAAGACACCCGCUUUACGGUUCUUUUACGAAAUUCAUGCAAAACAAGACAACUUCGGCGUUCAAUGAAUUAACAAUGAACAACACCGGCGCAACACAUUUAGAAUCGUACCUACGUUCGACAAUUACGAGUCUAGCGUGCGAUUAUGGCAUCCAAUCAUGCAUAGAUGAAGCAAAACGACUUUUUAAGGACUGGAUGGCUAAACCGGAAGUCAAUCCAAUUGAUCCAGGAAUAAAAUCUACAGUUUACUGCGUUGCCAUCGGAGAGGGAGGUGUUGACGAAUGGGACUUUGCUUGGAGCCAAUACCAGGCCGCAAAUCUUGCAGCCGAGAAAUCUAGACUCCUUGCCGCGUUGUCAUGCUCAAAAGAAACCUGGAUACUGAGUCGAUAUUUGGAAAUGGCCAUUGAUGCGAACCAGAUUCGCCGACAAGAUUCUGUAUCGGUCAUUGUUUAUAUAUCUAGAAAUACGAUUGGUCGAUCUCUUGCUUGGGAUUUCUUCAGAGCCAAAUGGGAUUUCCUAUUAAAUGA